CUCGGCCUUGUGAGAGGAAGCAGAUCACUCUUCCAGGGAGCUUAGUAUAUUGACUAACCACUGGGUAUUACCUAGCUGCAGGAUGUUCAGCCUUGCUUACUCCGCAUACUUAAUCGGUCCGUACAUGAAAGGUGGGCCUAUUUAUCAACAUGAACCAAUAUUAAAUCACAAAUCGAGUCCGUUUGAAGCACCUGUCCCCAAAUUUGCUUCUUAUCCACUUGUGCACCCUCUGGCCAUGCGCCCUGCUCCCGCUUAAUUACCCCUGAGUACUGAGCAGUAGUACUAGAUACCUACCCGCCAUUUUCUCCGACGGGCACGGACCCAACCAAGCAAAGAG
Messenger RNA from Aspergillus sclerotioniger CBS 115572, 337 nucleotides. RefSeq lists its product as uncharacterized. The transcript has a single exon. NCBI's taxonomy places the organism in Eukaryota, Fungi, Ascomycota, Eurotiomycetes, Eurotiales, Aspergillaceae. The record is from RefSeq and is a predicted model, not a curated record. Bases 83 to 256 code for a protein of 57 amino acids.